UCAGCCAUUAUGCUAAGUUUAGGAAUGUGUAAGGCAAUGGGAUUCACACAAUCCCCGAUGAGAUAGAAUAGGAGUGAAAAAGAUGCCUGGACAGGUCGAACGUUGGCUAGAAACUUUCAUGUGUAAACAAUAUGCAGAAACUUUUGAAGCUUAUGGGUUCAAAACGCUCCAAUCGUUAUGUCAACUCCAACUGCCUCAACUGCAAAUUAUGGGUGUUGCACACGAACACUGUGAACAAAUAUUGGACAAUGUUGAUAUCCUCAGACAGUCACUGUGUGGUACAAGUAGUAUGACACAUUAUCAGGACAACAUGUACAAUGCAUAUACCAGCAGGCUUCCGAACAUUAACCAGAUGCAUAACAGUAGUUCAGCCAUGCAAAUGGGUAAUAGGAUUGGAAACAUGACUGGCUACAAUUCCCAAAGGUAUUUGAAUAAUCAGAGUUCUAUGAUGCAGCAUCAGUCACAGCAACAGCAAACAUAUCCUGGGCAUAGUGCUGUGUAUUCGAUUGGUCAGUCUAGUCCCUAUAUGGGGUAUGGAGGUACAGCAGAGUCAAGGCACUAUCAGUAUACUCCCAUGGAUAGGAGGGGAAGUAAUAAUUACUGUGCUACAUUAGGACCUUCUGGCAAUUCAAAUGGUUACUCAAGUAGAGCACCACCUCAAAAUAUGUCUAAUCAGCAAGUGCCACAUGGUAUGAUGCAUACACACAUGCGCCACAACCCUGCAAACCAGAAUCCACAAGAAGUUGCAAACAACAUUUUACAGAUGGCAGCUUCUACAUACAUGCCAAACCAGACUGUCACUAUCCCUCUGACUAAAAAUCGUUCAGCUCCAUAUCACAUCCCACCAAAGUCUCCACAUAACAAUUAUUCUAUGCAGGGAAAUUGUCCAACUUCAACUCAGCAGCAUCAACAACAUAUUGGACAAACUCAUCAAUUUGCUUAUCCUAAUUCCUCCCCACAGCAGUCAUCUCAAGGACCAUGUGCCUCACCAAUCAGCCCAAAUCCAGCAUACAUGCACAGUCCAGCAUCUCAUCACAGUGGGCAGAGCAUGCCCAAUGCCAGUCCUCAGUCAGUCCACAGUCCAACCCUUGUACUGAGUGGACCAUGUGUCAAGUCACCACACACUGUGGUCCCCUCUCCAGUGGGGGAUGUGUGUUCACCUUGUCAGAUAACUUCUCCCAUUGGCUGUCAGACCAGUGGUCCCAAUACAUCUCCGCACCAUCAACAGUUACUCGUGAAUGUACCAAGUGGAAAUCAUGCUAUGUUCCAAGGCCAGCUGACAUCACCAAACCAGCAAACCAAUAUGAAUGACUACUCACCUAAAACUAAUCCAGUUACCCCACCUGCUAGUCAUAAUAUUUCUCCAUAUAGUAACUCCUCAAGAUCCUCAAUACAUAGUCCACAACUCAAGAACUCAAUGUCUGUGUCCAGUGUAUCUGUGAAUUAUUUUUGUGCAUCAGACAUUCCAGAGCCUCCCCAAGAAAAGCCGAACUCAAAUCCUUUGCAGUCUCUACAGAAAUUAUGUAUGUUACCUGACCAUCAGGUGAUUGAUCCAAAAAGUGUUGUCAAUGAUGCUUGUCUUGAAUCACCACAAUCUUAUGACCACCAAAAAAACUUGAAUAGCGAUGCCGACAACCAUCAUGAAAAUCAGGGCCAGGUUUCGGCAUCGAACUUAAACAGUCCUGGGAAGUGUGAUAAUACUGAAGACUUUGAAACAGAAAUUGUAAAGAAUUGUAAUGAUAUAUGUAGUGAAGGCUUAAAAGAUAUUAAUGACUUAUCUCAAAAGUUAUUUGUAGUAUCGGAUAAAAAUGAAAAACAGCAUCAGAUAGUUUCCACUGAAACUACUGAAAUAUCAGAAAGACAGAUUUAUGAAAGCAGUAUUGAUUCUGGACACAGUGAUAAUGUGUCAGAAAUUGGAUGCUUGGAAGAGGAGGUUGAUGCACAGAUGGAAACACAGUGUAAAGGGGUAGAUAAAGAGGAUGAAGAAAAGGAGUCAAAUCAGCAUCAAGAAGGUCAUGACCAUGAUGAAGCUCAGCAGCUCCUAGAAGCACAACUAACUAAAAAAACACAGCAGACAGAGGUAACGGUGGAAGUGAAAGAUAAAGAAAAUCAACAUACUAGUGAUGUUGAGGAAGUGACAGUUUCUGUGAAAGAAAUAUCUGAUAAAGGUGUUUUAUCUUUCCCAAACUGUGGUCUUGUUCAGUGCAAAACUAUGAUAAAUUCUGAAACUGAUGGUUGUGAGCAGGUUAUCUGCAAGCCAAUAGGUUGUAAGGAAAAUGAUGAUAUUCUCUCAGAAAUAAUUGAUUAUGAAAAUGUUGCUAAAGAAAACAAUAAUGAGAUCAUACCUCAGUUACAUAGUGAUGAGAAUUCUUGCAUUCAGUAUUACAGACCAAAGUGUAUAAAACAAUCCAAAAGAAUGAAGAAAUUGCAUUAUAAACCAAGCUUAAAACUGCAUUCACAGAUGCUUUCUAGAGCAAAUGAAAAUCCACUGUUGGUAAAAACAUAUUCACGCAGAGAUCAACUUGCUGCUAAAUAUCGAUGGAGAAGGUCACACAUGCCAAGAUCAAGGUCAUUAAGGGGCGUACCAACAAGACUGGCCAGUACUACUAUGAAUUCUGUAAGUUACACUGACUCAGACAGUGAUGAUGGUGGAGUGUUACUAGUGAGGGAAGAUAUAGAUUUUACUCAGGAUCAGGAAUCCCCAUAUCCUUUGGACAGCAUUUCAGAUGAAGUAUCUCAGGAGGAAGAUAAUAGUUCUUCCAUUGAUACAGAAAAAGAUGAUUUAAGUCUGGUAGCUGACAAAUCCUCCCCACCUUUACCUCCUCUCAUACAAGUCAAUGGAUCAGCAGAAUCUGUUGAGGCUAUUGACAUUAAUGAUAUGGCCUUAGACAUGACUAAAAACUCACAAACAUUAGCUGUUGGCUGUGCUAAAACUCAAGCGAAUGUAAAUGGCAAAUCAGAUCAGAGUGUAAAGAAAAGGGACAGAAGCAGUAUAAAUAAAGAUAUAAGGAAAAGUUCAGCAAGCUCAAGCAAUGGACACAUUUCAUCAAGGCAGACUGAGCAGAAGAAUGGAAGAACUGAUGUUACUUGUAGAGAAAGGAAGCCCAGAAAAGUGAAAAACUGCUCUCCUGUCAAAGAUGUUAGAUCAAACGAUGAGGAGGAGGAGAAUAAAAGCAGUGCACAGAGUAAGUCAGCUGGCAGCAGAACACCAGCAAAAAGAUCCAGUCGUAAAAGAAGAAGAGCCUCGUCACUGAAGUAUGGGGACUUGUACUACAGUGCUGACUAUGUCCUGGACUCAGAGGAGGAGAUGGAAGUAGAGAAAAAGAGUAAGAUGGUUAGAAAGGAAAGUGGUAGCAAUAAGGAUGGCAUGAAGAAUGAAGAAGCAGAUGUCAUUAUUUUGAAUGAUGAAGAGGAAUCCAUUGUGGAAAAGGAUGGUGCUAUGUCCCUACCUCCUAAUGACCCAAGUAAGAAGGCAGGUUCCAAUGUCUCAGGUUUUAUACAGAGUGCUGAGGGCAGCAAAAGGACCAGAUUAAAAGUUAGUGCAAAAAUGACUCUUGAUAAUGUAUCUAUUGAGGAAUUGUCUAGCAUUAUUUUGAACAAGGAAGCCUGUUCAGAAAAUGAAAAACGACAGAAUUCUAAUAUUUCACAUUUUGUGGAUGAUGAAGGUGACUUAAAGUCUCUGAUUUCAAUAAGUGAUGAAGACAUGGAAAAUGAAGAGACAAGAACAUCGGAAAAUUUAGUGAAGAGUAACAAAAUGACAUCAAAAAUUCAUAAUGUAAAAAAUAAGUCUAAAAGUGGAAAAGGUAGACUGAAAAAACUUCAAAAAUCUCGUGCCAAAUUUGACAUGGUUGAUGAAGAGACUGAAGAGAUGAACUUAAGAAGGACCGUCAACAUUGUGAAAAAGAAACACCAAAAACGUGACAAAGUGAAAGCAGAUGAUAGUAAAAGUAGAGUUACAGGACCAUUUUUACGAAUCAGAAACAGCCAACCAUCCUAUUGUCGUGUGGUAAACCAAUAUGAAGAAGAUCCUGAAGUGUCAGGUCAGAAGAUUACAAAGAAAGUCUCUACACCUAUAACAGUGUCCACUGUUCAUAUGUCAAAACUUUCUGUAGAAAAAUCAGUUUAUGUGCCUAGUAAUUCUGUAACAGAGGACUCUAACUGGGUGUGUCAAUUGUGUCAUAAACAUAGCAGCUUUAAAUUUCUAGGGGACUUAUUUGGACCAUAUUACUGUGAAGAAAAUUUGCCAUCAACAAGAGGACAGGAUUCACUAUCACUUGAUAAGAAAUCAGAUUUCAAGAAGAGCAAACAGAGAAAUGUGACUGAUUUGAAUUUAGGUGACUUGAUUCAAAAAACAAAAAAACAUGUGAAGUCAGCCAGUCAGUCCAGACCUCCAGAAGAAGUUUGGGUUCAUGAAGAUUGUAUUGCGUGGGCUGAUGGGGUGCUCCUUAUAGGGCAGAAAAUCUAUGGUCUUAAAGAGGCUACAUCUGUUGCCUCAGCCACGAUGUGUUCAGCUUGCAAUGAGUAUGGUGCUAUGGUUGGGUGUCUACACAAAGGAUGUUCUCAAAAAUAUCAUUAUAUUUGUGCACUAGAAUCAGGGUGCUAUAUGGAUGAAGAAAACUUUUCCUUGUUGUGUGUAAAACAUAAGGAUAAGAAGAUGAAACAAUUAGAGACAUCUUAAAACAUCUCACAGCAAAAGAUGCUGAAACUAGCAGAUAAUAGCUGUGAAAGCCAAAACUUGUUAUGUGUGAAUCUUGAAUAAGUGCAUAGAAGUAUUUUUUGACUUUUUCCAAAGGAAAUUAUAUGUGAUAUUGAUCAGAGAGAUCAGUAAAAUUGAUCAGAGAAAUCAAUAAAAAAUAUUUUAAAAAUGA
Messenger RNA from Saccostrea echinata, 4868 nucleotides. RefSeq lists its product as uncharacterized. The coding region runs from base 83 to 4678 and encodes 1531 amino acids. The record is from RefSeq and is a predicted model, not a curated record. Gene Ontology annotation, molecular function: protein binding. NCBI's taxonomy places the organism in Eukaryota, Metazoa, Mollusca, Bivalvia, Ostreida, Ostreidae. Gene Ontology annotation, cellular component: nucleus. The transcript has 9 exons. Gene Ontology annotation, biological process: regulation of transcription by RNA polymerase II.